CGCUGUCUAAAUAUGACCAGACGCCGCACGCCGCACGCUUCGGCUUCGUACCAUCUUCAUCUUUGUAUAGAAUAGAAAUGAGUGAAAUGACAGCUAGUGAAUUGUCGGCGACAAGUUAUUCAAGAAAUUUUCAGUUUUUUUCAAUUAAAAUAAUUUGAAGUACACUAAUUCAACCAUAAACAUAUCAGUAUCCCGUAUAUUGAGGUGAAAGAAUGUUCUGUUGUAAAUUCGUAAUUUGUAUAUGUAUUCAUUCAGGGCGAAGUUUUUAAGUCUACGUUUGUAAACUAAUUUUUAGGUUAGAAUAAGGAAGUUGGAUGUAUUUUUUCCUGAUGUUUUUAGUUCUAUGAAACCUGUUAUACACCCUGAUUUUUAAAUUUUACCUUUCCACGUAACGCUGUCGAAAAAUGGGAAUCAUUAUAGGAAAAUUCAGGAAGAAGAAAAGUACUUAUGACAUACUAGAGAAGCUAGAACAAGAAAUUGUCUCCAUAGAGGAGUUUGGUAGAAGUACUGAACAAACCAGAAAAAAAAUCAUAGGUCGGUUUGUUCUGUUAGCCAUUUUAGUGUAUGUUAUACUAGCUUUUGCUCUGUAUAUAUAUUAUCAGAGGAUAUCUACUAACCAGAGACUAAUAUGUGUGAUACCUUUAAUUGCGUUUCCUCUCAUAAUAUGGGUUAUAAAACGGUUCUUAACUUGGUACUACAGUAGGAAGAUAAAGAAAAAUGAAAAAAAGUUAGUAAGCCUGAAAGAUGAAAAGAAAAAAAUUUUGGAUAAUGUGAUGGAAACUGAGACAUAUAAAGUUGCUAAAAAAAUUUUAGACAAAUUUGGAAACGAUAUGUGUGUGUCAACUCCAGUGAUGAACAAGCCAACUGCAAUUGUUCCAAGUACUGCCAGGCCAUUUCAGACAGGUUUGCGGCAACGGAACAUUGGUCUUCACAGCACAAUAAGAGAAAGACUUUCUAUAGGAGGGCCUCAAACUUCCUUCCGUGCACGACAGCUCACAGCGUCCCCCAUUAUUGCUAACAGAUCUGUUUCUGGGCUUACAUCGGUAGUGCCCAGGAUGGGCCCGGUGCCUGGCACUCCUUUGCCUUUGCCAAGGAGCAUUUUACCAAGGGACCGAACGAUCCUCGACAAAAUGGUUGAUUAUCUCGUCGGCGAUGGCCCAUCUAAUAGAUAUGCUCUCAUUUGUAAGCGGUGUAACAACCACAAUGGUAUGUCUCUUAAAGAAGAGUUUGAAUACUUAUCGUUUCGCUGCUGUUAUUGUUCUGCUUCCAACCCGGCCCGUAAAAAGAGACCGACAGGUCCUAAAUUUGAAACAAGCCCAUUAAGAGCACUGCCUGCUAAUACUUCGGAUUCAGAUAAGAAUUCAGCAUCCGAUUCCGAUGCAGAGUCUACAAAGGCAAUAGUGACAGAACCAAACGAAGAUUUCCCUGAUAUUGGGAAGUUUUCUGACACUGACAAGUUAUGUGAUUCUGAUUUUAAUGAUUCUGGAGACACAGAAAAAGUUUUAAAUAUAACAGAUGCAGACGAUAACGUAAUGAGUCCAAUGGAUAUUAGUAAAUCUAUCGAAGAGGAGUUGGUGGAUAAAGAGGAAGCGCAAAAGAUAUCUGAAUCUGAAAAUGAGACUCGGGAAUAGAAAAGACUGAGUGGUUUGCUGUCUCAUUCAUCAUUGGUACAAAAUUAGAGAGGAACGAAGGUCUAAUUUGAAUAAUUUAAGAUUCCGUUUAUAUUUUUUUAAUUUAUUUAUUAAUUAUCUAACUUUAGAACUUAAUGAUUUUUUGGUAAUAAAAUGAUUAUAAUUGGAUUAUUGGUUUACAAAGAGCGAUAUAUUGUAAAUACAUGUACAUAAACAGGCAUUGUUAAAGUCUCAUAUUGUUGCCUUUUGAUUGUUAACGAAGCACUUGAUAACUUGAUUUAUUCCCUUUUUUUAUUAAUAGGUGGUUAUGGAAGGAUUGUUCAGUUUGCUUUUGUCAGGUGCCUUGCUGCCUUUUUAUACUUAAUAAAAGCUUACAUUUUCCGCA
Anoplophora glabripennis (Asian longhorned beetle) is the source of this 2016-nucleotide messenger RNA. RefSeq names its product endoplasmic reticulum junction formation protein lunapark-A (gene Lnpk). The record is from RefSeq and is a predicted model, not a curated record. The coding region runs from base 405 to 1631 and encodes 408 amino acids. Gene Ontology annotation, cellular component: endoplasmic reticulum tubular network. The transcript is spliced from 5 exons. Gene Ontology annotation, biological process: endoplasmic reticulum tubular network organization. NCBI's taxonomy places the organism in Eukaryota, Metazoa, Arthropoda, Insecta, Coleoptera, Cerambycidae.